UCAGGUGAAAAACAGUUUUCAGUAAAGAUCUCUGUUAUUAACCAUCGUUUUUCCCCUUUUCUUUUCACUCCAGUUUCUCUGAAUUCUUGCUGUAAUAUAGAAAGGGGCUCACUUCAUUUUAGCUGAUAUUUCUAAAAGAUUUUAAGAAGCAAGAGUGUUUAUUUGAAGCGCGUUUUGAAUUCAAAAUGGACGAAGUAUUGAGUGACUUGAACUUCGAUGAAGGCAUUGCUAUGCCUGUAGCAAACCUUGAAAACAAGCAACUGGAGUUUAAGGUGGAUGGAAUGCAGAAAAACCUUGUUGUACUUAAAGAUCAAAUAGACGAAAAUAAGGACAGGGUAUAUGCUAUGAGUGAACACUUCAAAAAUGUUCAACAAGAACUCCACCAUACUCAAGAGCUUUUAAAUGCAAGGAAAAAAGAAAUUGAAACGGAGGACCACUUUCGCCAAGUUGCUGAAAGAGAAGAAGGCAGAUUGAGAAAUGAUUCUAAGCGAAUCAACAAUGAAAUCAAUGAGCUGAAGGAAAGGAAAAAUAUGUAUGAGAACAACAUAUUCAGAACCACUCAAAAGCUUGAAGACCUCAAAGGUCAAAUGAACUGGGAUCAAAAAGCUUUAGAGGCAUGGCUUGAAGAGUCAGCCAGAAAGGAUGAGGAUUCUUUAACAUUACAAAAGUACACUAGAGCUGAUGAAAGCAAAAUCAAGGAACUUUCUUUGAGAAUGGAGAGAAUGACAGAUGAUGCUGCAAAGAAGCGCAAAGCUUUGGAACAUGAGCUGACACAAACAAUGACAGCACAGAUUGAAAUGGAUAAAACAGCAGAGGAGUUCCGUAAAGCACAUAUCGAUAGACAAGAGCUGUUGAAACAGUGGGAAAGCACAAUAGAACAAAUGCAGAAGAGAGACAGAGAAAUGGAUAUUCUUGCUGUGAGGCUUGCAGAAGUGAAGCUAGAAGUUCGAGACAAAGAACAGCAAAUUCUUGAAAAACAACUGAAUUCUCUGAAAUACACAGUAGACAGGACAGCUAAAGACUUAGAUGCAACGAGACAAAAAGCUGUUUCACUGAAAAACGAAGCUCUUACCAGACUAGAGAGGUUGGAGAAAGCUCAAAAAGGACGCUAUGACCUUAUCGAACAGCUCAAAAUAGCUUCAAAUGAGACAUUAUCAGCAGAAGAGAGAGCACAGAUGAUGGAUGUUCUGCUAAAAGAUGAAGAAGCCAAGAUCCACGCCAUAGAACAAUUACUAACUAGGCUUCGUGAAACACAGUUCAAGAAGACAGAAGAACUACACAGGUGUAAAGUCCUUGAGAAAAAUACUACUGCCGAAAUACAGGGCUCAAGAGCUGCCAGUCGUAACCUCAGUAGUAAACUGCACAAACUCGACCAAGAGUCACUCAAACAGCAAGAAAUCAUCUACAUGCAGGAUUUUCAGCUUCAACAACUUGAACGCAAGAUUAACAGACUCCAAGGAGAACGAAGCAAUGAAGAGAAACUGCAACUGGAGGCUAAAAUACGGGAAUUGAAUGAGCAAAUGGAUGAACACAAUGCUACACAUACUGUGUUGUCUUCACAGAUGAAGAACCUUGGCGAUGAUUUAAGACGUGCUAAACGUGACCUUGCUAAAGGAAAAGAAGAACUGAGCACUCUUAACACUAAGAUAGGUGAAUUAAACCUUCAUAACGACAGCGCUGAAAGAGAACGCAAAAAGAUUAUUGGCUCAAAACAGGAACUUAUGGUUGACGAGAAUAUCUUGAAACUAGAGAUCAAGAGACUUCGUACCACACUGAGUAAGAAAGCUGACCACGUAUUGAGUCUAGAAUCAAGAAAACUACAGCUUGAAACGUCGAUGAAAGAACGCCGGCAUGAGAUUGCAAUUCAUAAAGACAUGUUGAGAGCACAGAUCAAAGCAGCAGAAGAAGAACGACAAACUGUUAGUGCUGAACUUCAAGAAAGAAUCUCCAAGAUUGAAAAACUACGAAAACGAUACGAGAUUCUGAUGGUGUCUAUGGCGCCACCAGAAGGAGAAGAAGAAAGAUCACAGGCAUAUUAUGUCAUCAAGGCAGCACAAGAGAAAGAAGAGUUGCAGAGAACGGGAGACGAACUUGAUGCUAAGAUCAGGAAARCUGAGAAAGAAAUCAGAGCUUUGGAAAAUACUCUUCGACUUAUGAACAAUCGAAACGAGACCUACCGAAAGAGCUUCAACGAGGUCAAUGAAUCGAGCGAUGAAUUUGAGGAGAAACAACGUCUAGAAGAGCAAAUGCGCGCGGUUAUGGAUAAAUAUAAAUACAAACGACGACAGAUUAGAGAAUUACAAGAAGACCUCGCCGCCAUGCAGACAACUUUCGACAAACUAGAGACUGAUGAACAAACGUUUGUUGAAGUCAUCGACGAAAAACAAACCCGAACGAACAAUCUCCAGAAAGAACUAGACGACCAGAAGAACAAGAAGGAUCGAGCUGCAAGACAGAUAUCCAAGAUGGCGCGUGACGUGCGCAGUGCUAAGAAGUCACGCGGUGAACUACACGACGAGAAGGACAUGGACCUACGGGAGUUGAGGGAUUUUAACUCUCGUGUCAUGAAGCAAAUGGGUGAAGUAUUACACAAUAAUGCCGAGUUAACGCCUAGUGUACAGAUGUACUUCAGUCAGGCUGGAUUACCUAUGCCUCCCUCGCCUGUUCCUGGAACCUCACGUGCUGAUUCUUCAAGGAGCUCAAGAUCCUCUGGGUCCCUAUCGUCAGCAAGGUCUGAUGUUUCUGUUGGUAGUCGUCGUGGUGUUGGCACAGUAAAUAUUACCGGUUUAUCAAUCACUGGCUCUGCUAGUCCUAAACCAGGGGUUUCUCCGACCAGUAGCGCCCGCGACAGAACCUCGCGUAGACCAGAAUCCAUAGGAUCCCGCGGGUCGUCUCGAACAGGGAGCGCUGCCAGUCGACGAAGCACUGAUCGUUAAAUGAGAAUUGAACCACCCUAUAGUGUAGUGCGAGACUUAUUUAUUGUGGUCUUUGUUUAGUUUUGACUUAUGUACAUACUCGAUUGUAAUUAGUAUUAUCGGUUUUCACAGGUUUUUUUUUUUCUUUUUUGAAUGAACAAGAUGUUGUUGUAAACUGCGCUCAAGCCGCAAAUCACUAAAUGAAAUAUUUAUUACGUAUCGCGCGCUACUCAAUCAAGUCAGCGUUCACCAUCAAUUUUUGGAUGCGCGCUAAAUAACCAAUGAGGAGCGCGCGUUAUGUCGUUGCUAUGUUUAUAAUAAACCUGUAACAUAACAGUGUA
Molecule: messenger RNA, 3256 nt
Organism: Actinia tenebrosa (Australian red waratah sea anemone)
Lineage: Eukaryota; Metazoa; Cnidaria; Anthozoa; Actiniaria; Actiniidae
Product: coiled-coil domain-containing protein 39
Biological process (GO): epithelial cilium movement involved in determination of left/right asymmetry; inner dynein arm assembly; cilium-dependent cell motility
Cellular component (GO): axoneme
Source: RefSeq, a predicted model, not a curated record